AUGUCUUCCGAUUCGUCUGAGAUACCUUCAAUUAAGAACAUUGAAGUUGUUGCUGGAAAAGUGAAUCCACCGAAAGAUGUAUCGAAAUCGACAGUUAAUCCUAAUGAUUCCAAUUCCUCUAACAUACCUUCAGCUGAGGUAAGCUUUUUUUACUCUGUAAUCGUAUCCUUUGAUUGUUACUUAAUUGUAUUUUCAAGUCGAUCCACUAUAGAUGUAUCACAAUCGACAUUUGAUCCUAAUGAUUCCAAUUCGUCUGACAUCUGCUCACCUAAGAAAUUUGGAGAUUUUGAUGGAAAAAUCAAUCCACAUUCAGAUGUAUCAAAAUCGAAAUGUCACUCUGACUCUGAUAGUGUUGAAAUAAUCGACUUUAGUGUUCACUUCAGUCCCUACAAAUCCCAGUUGGAGAGGGUAAUUUCGGAAGAGAUAUCUUUAAUUGCCAAAGAAGAGGAGAAGCUGGCAAAAAAAAGAAAAAAGGAAGUUGGCUUUGUUAUGUUGGAAGUGGGAAGAAGUUGUAGAUCUAUGUGA
Lactuca virosa is the source of this 525-nucleotide messenger RNA. Lineage: Eukaryota; Viridiplantae; Streptophyta; Magnoliopsida; Asterales; Asteraceae. The record is from the annotation of a GenBank genome assembly.